AUGGCCAUAGAGACCGAUGGCGAGGCUAAGGCUGCGCCAGUCGAUAAGUCCAAAGUAGUGUGCUACCAAUGCAACCGCACCGGUCACUAUGCCUCAGACCCCAAGUGUUCAAUGGCUAACAAGCAGUCCCUAAGAUGCCUCGACGUCAUGAACAAAGGCAAUGAGGAAGCAGGCCAGGCUACUGGCUCUCUUCCUCAUAAUGAACAAGACAAGAACGCUGAAGUGUCAGACGAAGGACACCUGGAAGCAGGUGCCUCUCUCAACUAUGCUUCAGAUAAUGGACGCUCGUCCAGAGUAAUAGGUUCCCAAUAUGAGUCUGAAUCGGAGGAGAAUAUACCUUCCUUCAAGUCUGAAUCUGUAUACAAGUUCAACACAAUAAACAUUGCAGACUGGCAGCGUCCUACUCAUAACGAUGGUGCCGGACCUUCUAAGCAGCCGACAGUUGUGCUCGAUAAUGAACCAGUUCGCACGCAGGAUCCAGAGGCUAUGAUUAGUCCGGAUUCUCCUACGCUACCCGCCAACAUGGUAGAUCCUGACACUCUGUCCCAUGUAACGUUUAACCAGGCAAUAAACACGGCUGGUUAUACGCCUAUUCACUGGAACAAAGAGCAGAAUGAGAUUAUGGGGACGGUCAAUCUGGAAGACGUGCUGGCCCUCUCUGACCUUAUGGCCCACGACCAAUUUGUCGAGCAUAUUUGA
Messenger RNA from Phanerochaete carnosa HHB-10118-sp, 699 nucleotides. RefSeq lists its product as uncharacterized. The record is from RefSeq and is a predicted model, not a curated record. The transcript is spliced from 2 exons. Lineage: Eukaryota; Fungi; Basidiomycota; Agaricomycetes; Polyporales; Phanerochaetaceae. Bases 1 to 699 code for a protein of 232 amino acids.